ACAGUUAAAGCAUUGAAACCAUGCUUGGCACUCUCAUACUAACCGUUUAUAUUUUGUCAAGCGUUAUCUGUCUCCCUGCCUUGAAUGAACAACAGGUGGAGGACAGCUAUUCAAGAUAUCCAUCAAACGAGAUGUAUCACGAAGAUUUCAAGAGAUUGGGAAAUUUUGGUGUCAAGAGAGAGUUGGGACCUUUUCAAAUUGAUAAGAAGCUUGGAGGAUUUGGAGUGAAAAGAUUGGGAAAUUUCGGAGUGAAGAGAUUGGGAAACUUUGGAGUGAAAAGAUUGGGAAACUUUGGAGUAAAGAGAUUGGGAGAUUUUGGAGUGAAAAGAUUGGGAAACUUUGGAGUGAAGAGAUUGGGAGAUUUUGGAGUGAAAAGAUUGGGAAACUUUGGAGUGAAGAGAUUGGCUGGUUUUAAUGUAAAAAGGAGUUCGGAUCUAGCUAAUCUAUUGGCAAUUCUAAGGGACUGUAAACAAUGCUAAAAAUACUAAUAAUUUUAUCAAAAUAGUUUUUUGAGAAAAUUCAUUAUUUGGAAACAAUAAAGUAUGUAGAAAUAUUUAAAACCAUAUGUUCUGUCCGUAUAUAUAUAUAUAUAUAUAUAUAUAUGUAUAU
Messenger RNA from Dimorphilus gyrociliatus, 609 nucleotides. The record is from the annotation of a GenBank genome assembly. Lineage: Eukaryota; Metazoa; Annelida; Polychaeta; Dinophilidae.